Molecule: messenger RNA, 1072 nt
Organism: Caenorhabditis angaria
Lineage: Eukaryota; Metazoa; Nematoda; Chromadorea; Rhabditida; Rhabditidae
Source: the annotation of a GenBank genome assembly
AUGUCUGUCGCUUGGAAUGUUCAAAAUGGAGAGCUUGAAGUGGUCAAAGAAUUGGUGAAUGCUGACAAUUUGAACGAGGUCUACAACGGAAGAACUGCCAUUCAAAUCGCUUCGGAUUAUGGGCAUGUUAACAUUGUCGAAUUUUUGAUUGGAAUGGGAGCCAACAUCAAUGUGAGUUAUUUUUUGGGAAGUUUUUAUAAAUGAAACCAAGAAAAUCGGCUCAGGUCCAAUUUUUUUAAAAGAAAAUUUCUGAAUUCGACCCUAAACCUCGGAUCAUUUGUUGCAAAUGUCGAUUUUUCGGUGCCCAAAUCGGAAUAUUCUUUAAAAAAAUAGUUCCAGUUUCUCAAAAUUCGCCAGGGCGUGUUUUUGUUUUCAAAAUAGCAACAUAAACAACGAAUCGCCUGUCCAACAUACAAAAAUAUCAAAUUUCAAGUGUUUUCAUGAACUUUGUUCUCGCCUCCUCUAUGUAUUUUCAAUGUCAUAUUUAUUCCUUUACUGAAAAAAAACAUGAAUUGUGCCCUGAAAACGACACUUGUAAAAAAUGAGAACCCUAGAAUUAAUUUUGUUGGAUGGAUGCGUGCGGAAAUGAGUGCGCUGGAUAAAAUAUGUAAAAUAAUUUUGGCUCGGUGGAAUAGGAAUGGAAUGAAUCUGAAAGGUCCUUUGAGUCCAGAAUUACACUGGGAAUUUUUGCAUCAAAAUAUCUUAUGAUUAAAUCAAUUGAAAUCAGCUCCCCACAUCUGAAAACAAAAAAUUUCAGGAUGUCGAUAGAUAUGGAAUCACUCCACUUCUCUCUGCUGUUUGGGAAGGACACGUCGCUGUUGUCAAGCUUCUUCUUGCUCAUGUUAGUUUUUUCUGGGGUAGAUCAAAAACAUUUCCUAGUAGAUCAAAUAUAUUUUGCUCUCAAUAACCUGAAAUUAGUCGAUUUCAGUCCGAUCCUUAAAAUUCAGGCAUAAAAUUUUAAACAAUCAUUAUGUUUUAGGGAGCAAAUCGCAACGUCAAAGCUCCAGAUGGAACUCCACUUGCUGAAUGCACCGAAGAGCAAGAAAUCAAAGAUCUUUUGGCUAGUCCAUAA